Andrographis paniculata is the source of this 2671-nucleotide messenger RNA. Its product is annotated as sucrose nonfermenting 4-like protein. The transcript is spliced from 14 exons. The coding region runs from base 220 to 1701 and encodes 493 amino acids. Lineage: Eukaryota; Viridiplantae; Streptophyta; Magnoliopsida; Lamiales; Acanthaceae. The record is from RefSeq and is a predicted model, not a curated record.
AUUUCUCUCUCAAAAUAUUCUCCCAUUUGAUUUCUGAUUGUAAACCAUCUUUCAAUUCAAUCUCACCACACCACAAAAGCUUGCAUUUUGAUGCUCUCUGCUCCUCAUUUGAUGGUGUAGGAGUUUUGUUUUUAUUUUUCCCUUUUUCUUUUUGGUUAAUUUUGUUCGGUUCCUACUCGGAAGUGGUUUGUUCUGGAGUUGGCAAUCGUCGAGCUGUGAAUGUAUCAUCCUGGAAUGAAUUAUUCGCGCGAGGGUGGGAUGCUGUGGAUUCCAACUAGGUUUGUGUGGCCUUAUGGAGGGAGAAUUGUGUUUAUCAGUGGCUCGUUUACAGGGUGGACUCAAUGGCCGAUGACGCCAGUGGAGGGUUGUUCGACAGUGUUUCAGACUAUCUGUAGCCUCCCUCCAGGGUAUCACCAGUACAAGUUUGUGGUUGAUGGCGAGUGGAGACAUGAUGAACAUCAGCCUUUCAUCAGUAGUAGCAUUGGAACGGUGAAUACUAUCCUCAUCACUCGGGAAUCUGAGUUUCUUCCGCCAAUGCUAAGCCAACCCAUGACUCUCUCCGGUCCUGUUUCCAACAUGGAGGUCGAUAACAAUGCCAUAAAUUCUCCCUAUCGUAUGGUACGAUUGAGAGAAGGUACACCCCCUGAGCCCAUCCCAACAGUAUCAGAUGCUGACAUUGAGAUCUCUCGUCAUCAAAUAGAUUUGUUCAUGUCAACACACUUAGCUUAUGAGUUGCUCCCUGAAUCUGGAAAGGUUAUCGCAUUGGAUGUUGAGCUGCCUGUAAAACAAGCAUUUCAUAUCUUACAUGAUCAGGGGAUCCCUAUGGCAGCCUUAUGGAACAGUCCGAAGGGAAAGUUUGUUGGUGUUCUUAGUGCUCUCGAUUUUAUAUUAAUUAUGAGAGAGCUUGGCAGUAAAGGUUCCAAUUUGACGGAGGAAGAAUUGGAUACACAUACUAUAUCUGCUUGGAAAGAAGCAAAAUCUUACAUGAAUAGUCAAGUUGCUGGGCAAGGAUGUGCUUCUAAACAACUGAUACAAGCUGGACCGGACGACAGUUUGAAGUCAAUUGUUUUGAAGAUUUUACAAAAUGGUGUAUCCACAGUUCCAGUCAUUCAUUAUCCUUCUGCAGAUCCCUCAAACCCACAGCUAUUACAUCUGGCUUCACUUUCUGGAAUCCUAAAAUGCAUUUGCCGGUUCUUUAAGCAUUCACCAAGUUCGUUACCAGUGCUUCAGUCGCCAAUUUGUGCAAUCCCUUUGGGCACUUGGGAUCCAAAAAUCGGAACUCAAAACGAGAAGCCAUUAGCUAUGUUGAGACCGAAUGCUCCACUCAGUGUAGCAUUGGAUUUGUUAAUUCAAGCCCAAGUUAGCUCAAUUCCAAUUGUGCAUGAACAUGACUUUUUAUUGGAUGUGUAUUCCCGAAGUGAUAUAACUACUUUGGCAAAGGACAAAAUGUAUACUCACAUUAACCUCGAGGAAACUAGUGUUCAUCAGGCAUUACAGUUGAGAGAUGACCCCAUUUCUUUGUUCGGAACAAAUCAACGGUACUUUACUUGCCUGCGGACUGAUCCUUUCCAUAAAGUACUUGAGCGACUCUCCCAACCAGGGGUUAGGCGCCUCAUCGUUGUCGAAGCUGGAUAUAAGCGUGUGGAGGGCAUCAUUUCAUUGGGUGACGUCUUUCGGUUUCUCAUGGCAGUUAAACAGUGAAUUCACCACCUGUCGGCCCUGCCAUGGUAUGCCCUCUGAUUCAUGGCUUGGUUGCCCUUUUUUUUUUCUCUUAAGUUAAUAGGAUGACAGUAUGAGGGGAUUUUCAAGUUACAUGGCCUGUCAAAUGUAGCUCAAAAUAUUUUUUGGGCCAAAAAAGAAAAAGUCGAAAAUCAAAUCUUUGGGAUGAUGAUUGAAUCAAGAUUGGAUGGUUCAAAAUUUUUUCCCCCUUGUCCUUUUUAAUGUAUAAUUCUUGCCGUUUCAUUUUGUUGUAUAACCUGCCUUGAUCAUCCUCGCUGUCCCAGCGGGUUGAGUCCAAGUCUGGUCUGUCUGUACUGAAGUUUGAAUUCUUCAGAACUUUAGGAGUAGUUUAUGGCUUAUUGCGCCCCUUCUCUUCUUCCAUUUUAACAAUUUUUUGGUUGCUCUUAAUGGAAAAUGAAAUAUUUAGGGAGAGAGAGAAAAAAAAAAAAAAAACAAAACAGAAAGAAAGAGUGAGAAAACAGAUAGUCUGAAAAUGAAGAGCAGCUUGUAUAUUGUAGCUACAUAUUUUUUUUGGAGCUUUUGUUAAUUUUUCAUGAGCAUUUAGCACUAUUUAAGUAUACUUUUGUAUUCAAGAAUGGAUUUAUUUUAUGGGAUGAAAUUCACGAGCUCGAACAGCAAAAAAAAAAAAAAAAAAAAAAGAAAAGAAAAGAAAGAAUGGGACUAAGAAAGUUUUUGCUGAAGUUUUGAUGCCUUAGUUCAUUAUAUAUACAAUGGGACACAGGUGUGUCGACGAGCUAAUUAAUUAGUUCGAUCUAGAUUUGAAAUUAUGAGGGAAUUUGUAUUUUUUCACAUUUUUUUUCCAUGUUGCGUAUAUUGAAUAUGGAAUGAUGUUCUGUAAGUUGGUUAUCCAUCUUGAAUGUCGAUAAUACUACAUUUGAUGAAUGUAUAUGAAUAAAUCUUGUUGGAACCCUUUUGGUUUACAUCUUUGAUC